CAUCGGAAAUGGAGGCCUACACAGUUCAUCCUACUGUAAUCUCAACCACUGAAAAUAAUCUAAAAACAAAUGGCAGAGAAUAAUAGCCUUGAACAUUUUACGAGAAGAACGCAAGUCUUAUUAUUAAUAAAAGUUACGCUUUUAUUUCUGAAAUAUUAGAAAAUGGAGAUGGAUGAAACUCAAGCAAGGAGUUUGGUUGAUAAGAUAAGUGAUGAGAUUGAGAAUGGAGACAUUAAACACUGUUCAGAACAUGGAUGGUUCAAGGAGGAGAAACAAAGAUUGAUAGCCAUCAAAGAUUCACUCAAGGAGGAGAAACAAAGAUUGAUAGCCAUCAAAGAUUCACUCAAGGAUGUCGACAACAUGCUCGUUCUUUUGCAGAGAUUGCAGUCGCGCCAACGCCAACAAUGCCAAGAAGCAUUUAUCAAGCUGGAAAACAGUAGAAUGCAUCUGAUGGCCAACAUAAAACAUUUUCAACAACACGAGCUCGAUGUGAUCGGUGAGUUGAAUGCGCUUAAAGUAGAGGGUGGCAGUUGUUGGCCGCUUUUCAUAAACUGCGUUAGAGGUCUCUUCAAUCCAUGGAAUUGGCGCACAACUGCAAUAAAAAUAGCUCUUAUUUCUGUUUCUGUUUCAUCCACAUAUAAGCUAUGCCAAUCUGGGCAGGAUGAUAAAUGUGUAUCAUCUCUAGAUUCAGUCAUUCCUAGAAAUUUUAAUUUGUUAGCAAAUGGCCCAUUGGAUGUUUCAUAUGGAAAGGGAUGA
This is a messenger RNA of Daucus carota subsp. sativus, 756 nucleotides long. RefSeq lists its product as uncharacterized. The record is from RefSeq and is a predicted model, not a curated record. NCBI's taxonomy places the organism in Eukaryota, Viridiplantae, Streptophyta, Magnoliopsida, Apiales, Apiaceae. The coding region runs from base 163 to 756 and encodes 197 amino acids. The transcript has 2 exons. Gene Ontology annotation, biological process: chloroplast fission.